Myotis myotis is the source of this 433-nucleotide messenger RNA. Its product is annotated as non-histone chromosomal protein HMG-17-like. NCBI's taxonomy places the organism in Eukaryota, Metazoa, Chordata, Mammalia, Chiroptera, Vespertilionidae. Bases 134 to 418 code for a protein of 94 amino acids. Gene Ontology annotation, biological process: chromatin organization. The record is from RefSeq and is a predicted model, not a curated record. Gene Ontology annotation, cellular component: nucleus; chromatin. Gene Ontology annotation, molecular function: nucleosomal DNA binding. The transcript has a single exon.
AUUAAACAUAAUUAGAUAAACCCCCCCGGAGCCCUAGCAGUGUGAGGAGACGAGAUCGACCCCCGGACCGAGCAAGGCCCGCGCGCUGCUGCAUCCCUGCGUCCCGCUCGGACGUCCCGCCACCAUCGCCAUCAUGCCCAAGAGAAAGGCUGAAGGGGAUGCUAAAGGAGAUAAAGCCAAGGUGAAGGACGAACCUCAGAGAAGAUCCGCCAGGUUAUCAGCUAAACCUGCUCCUCCAAAGCCAGAGCCCAAGCCUAAAAAGGCCCCUGCAAAGAAGGGAGAGAAGGUACCGAAAGGGAAAAAGGGGAAAGCUGAUGCUGGCAAAGAUGGGAAUAAUCCUGCAGAAAAUGGAGAUGCCAAAACAGACCAGGCACAGAAAGCUGAAGGUGCUGGAGAUGCCAAGUGUGUGCAUUUUUGAUAACUGUAUUUCUGG